Molecule: messenger RNA, 828 nt
Organism: Penaeus chinensis
Lineage: Eukaryota; Metazoa; Arthropoda; Malacostraca; Decapoda; Penaeidae
Product: paired box pox-neuro protein-like
Exons: 3
Coding region: 1-828 (275 amino acids)
Biological process (GO): anatomical structure development; regulation of transcription by RNA polymerase II
Molecular function (GO): DNA-binding transcription factor activity, RNA polymerase II-specific; RNA polymerase II cis-regulatory region sequence-specific DNA binding
Source: RefSeq, a predicted model, not a curated record
AUGCCACACACAGGCCAGGCCGGAGUGAACCAGCUUGGGGGAGUGUUCGUGAACGGACGUCCCCUGCCCGACUACGUACGCCGCAGAAUCGUGGAGAUGGCUCUGAUGGGCGUGCGUCCGUGCGACAUCUCUCGACAGCUCCUUGUCUCUCACGGCUGCGUCUCCAAAAUCCUCACCAGGUUCUACGAGACGGGUUCUAUUAAGCCCGGUUCGAUCGGAGGCAGCAAGCCCAAGCAAGUCGCCACGCCCACCGUCGUGAAGAAGAUCCUCCGCCUGAAGCAGGAGAACCCGGGGAUGUUCGCCUGGGAGAUCCGCGAGCAGCUCUCGUCGCAGCGGGUGUGCGACCCCGCCUCCUUGCCCUCCGUCUCGUCCAUCAACAGGAUCCUGAGGAAUUCGGGCCUGUGGACGCCCCACGAAGCCGCCGCCGCCGCCGCCGUGGCUGUGGGCGCCGGCCAGGGCCAUUCGGGACACGGCGCCGUUGCGGUUUCCUCGGCGGCGGCGGCGGCGGCGGCGGCGGCGGCCGUAGGAGGUGAGGAGUCGGAGCAUUUGCAGGAAUUUCAGGAUUUUGAGCAUUUCAGGCUUUUGAAGGGAUCUGAACAGUUUGGGGAAUUUAAUUUUGAGCAUUUUGAGGAAUUUGAGGAAUUUGAGGAUUUUAAGCAUUUUCAGGUAUUUGUAAAUUUUGAAGAAAUUAAGGAUUUUGAGCAUUUUGAGGAUUCUGGGGAAUUUGACGAUUUUGGGCAUUUUGAGAAAUUUGAACAUUUUGAGGAUUUUAAGGAUUUUGAAGAUUUUGGGGAUUCUGACAAUUUUGAGGGAGGAGGAUGGUGGUGA